UGCGAGACACCGAAAGCUGGCUUGCUGUCACCACAUUUUCAGAUUUAAACCCAGAGUCGUGUUAGUUAGUUUGCCUGACUAACUGAUUGUGUCGCCGUGUGUCUGUCAGUGCGUCGUGUGCAGAGUUGAUAUCUGAAUUUUUAAUUUAAUUUUCGUCUUUGGUGAUUGCAUUCAAAGCCCUAAUCUGUGGAUUUUAACUUUGGAUUGUAAGCCAAAUUUCUGGAAGCUUUUAUUUAUUUUUCGAAUGGAUACUACGCUGUUAAAUUAGCAGAAGAAAUCGGGAUUAACUGUGGUGAUUCUAAAGCAGUUUUGACAAGAUGGGCGGACGAACCUGGUUGGUCGUAGCCGUCGUCAUGGUUGCAUUGCUGAGUGACGUCAUAGAUGCUCAACGUGCGCCCGGAUUUCCCGAAUAUUCUGAUAUUGGCUCCAAUCCAGUAGACAUCGUAUUUGUUGUGGACACUUCUGCGUUCAACAACGAAACAGCGGAAGAUGAGAUCGUUGUUAAAGCAUUCAUAGCCGGUUUCCUCGACAACGCUGAUGUCGAUUCUGGAGCGGUCAAAGCCGCUUUUAUCACGUACAGCACACAUCCAAAAGUCGUGUUUGACCUCGACGACUAUUCGGACAAAAGUGAAAUGGUGGACGCCGUGUACUUGUCCGAAUUCGAGGAGGGAGAACGGAACACUGCAGACGCCCUGGGAAAAGUCCGCUCUCAGAUUCUCCGCCAAGAUAGACCGGAUGUACCAAACGUUAUUGUUCUUAUUAUGACCGGGGCGUCUGACAGGAACAGUUUUCGGACAUUGCAAGAAUCGGAUGCGUUGAAGGUCGCUCGAUCAACUGUUUUUGUAAUUGGCGUGAAUCUCGACGAAGAUGGCACAAAUGAAUUAAAUCAACUCGCUAGCAAGCCGACCAUGGAUCAUUCGUUUCAAGUGACGUCGUUUUCCGAAUUUGACAUUUUGAAGGAUGUUUUAUUUGCACAGAUUUUUGACUGGGCGGAACAGGCCUAUAAUGUCCCUGCGACAGGAACAGAGUCGCUAGACGUCGCUUUUCUCCUCCAUUUCUCACAUACGAUGACGUCAACAGCGCAUGAGCAGAUCUUGGGAUUCAUGAAAUCCGUCCUCCAGUAUUCUGGUCUAGAUGGCGAUAAAGUCAAAGUCGGUGCGGCUCUUUUGAGAAAAAAGGGCACUGUACUAUUUGACCUCAACGCCCAUAGCGGUCAAGAGGAAGUGUUCGAAGCAAUCGACAAGAUCAGCUACACUUACAGAUCCAAGCCGGCAAACUUCGCUUCUGGCUUUGAUACAGUCAGGACUUUGUUGUUUACGGAAUCUAGAGGCGACAGGGCUGAGGUACCAAAUCUGAUUAUUCUCAUAACGGACGCAAACUCGAACGAAGACGUGGGAGGAACCAUAACAGCUGUCGAGAAGGCUAAAGCUGCCGGUGCGGCCGUAUUCGUGGUUGGAGUGAAUGUUUCAUACGCUGAGGAGAUGACAAGCGUAGCUUCCUCAUCUGGCUUCACUGUGCUGGUCAACGAUACAACGUAUCUCAAAGACCAAGCCAUGACGCUAUAUGACAGCUUUGUUGCACUGCGAACAGAAGGCUUUCCCGUCGUUAUUCCAGCUGAACAAACUUCAUUGACCAUUCCAGCUUUUGAAACAACAACACCUAUGACAACUGCAAACAGCGAAGAGGUAGAUCUUGUUAUAGCCGUUCAUGUCCGACAUGACACAAAACUUAAAUAUGUAAAGAAGCAUCUACAGGCUCUAUUGAAAGACAUAACAGACAAAUUAGACAUUGACUCUGGAGCGGUUAGAGUUGCAUUAGUAACAUUCGGGAAAUCUACAACAGUGAAUAUAAAAUUGAAAGAUCAUACCGAUAGCAAAAAACUGCAAAAGGCAUUAAAGAAUGUCAAACCUGAGCAAUACAGAUCAAAAGGCUUGGAAUUCAUGCAAUUGCUUAAUACGCUGGAGACAACCGUUCUUCUAGAGUCCGAAGGCGACAGAAAGGACGUACCAAACCUCUUACUGAUCAUAUCGGACGGAAACUCGGACGAAGACGCCCGUUCUUUGUCACAGAGGUCUGUUGGUAUGAAGACGAAGAAUAAUACGAUUUUUGCCGUUGGCAUCAACGGUGCCGAUGCUGCGGAAAUCAGUUCAUUGGCCACUGAGCCGGUCAAUAAACAUUCAUUUAUGGGAAAAACAUACGAUGAUCUUACAACGUCGGGGGAUUUGCAGAGAAAAUUAAAAGAGUCAUUCAAAAUAUUUGAGAAGUUAGCGAUUCCGUCAUCAACGGAUACAAAAGAUAACAAUGACAAGAACCCAAAAGGAACUGUUAAGCCAACGAAACCACCAAAGCCAACAAAGACACCAAAACCCUCUGCGGGCGUUACAAAAGCAAAAGCUAUAACAAAGAAAUCGAAUACAAUUGCGGAGUUUGUCACACUAUCAACAUCAAGACGUCAACCACCAGCUACUUCAACCAGAGCUCCAGAUGUAACAAACGUUAUUCCGGAAUUGACAUUUGUGCCAGCGAUCCCGCUAUCAGACAGCGAUGCCGCUGACCUGGUGAUUGCCAUUCAUUUAUCGGACCGUGUGUCCCAGGGCGAGUUUGCAGUCGUUCAAGAGUUCCUCAAGAACAUCGUUGCAACCACCGAUGUUGAGUCGGGCAAAGUUCAGCUUGGCAUGAUCUUCUACGGUGUUGACCCAGAACUUCUAUUUCAUAUCAAUCAGUAUACUUCUCUUGAGCUGAUACAGAAAGAAAUUGAUGGACUUACGAUAGAUCAAAGGUCCGCAACCGCAGACGCCUCCGCGGCUCUAGGCCUUGUUCGCCAAAUGCUGACGCCAAUGCACGGACGCCGGGAUGACAUUCCUGCAGCCGCGGUUUUCUUGACCAACCAGGCGUCCAAUGAAAACAACGAGUUCUUGAUCGAAGCAAAGCGACGACUAGUCGAGGACGAGAUUGAGGUAUUUGCUAUUGGCCUUGGCAUGAAGGACAAGUCAGAGCUUGUUAAUCUGGCAUCGAAGCAGGCCAACGUCAUGAAUUACGAUAACGUUUGGAUGCUGAAUGACGCCGCGGCGGAUCUGCAAACAAAAGUUCGAGCGUUUAGAACGCGGUCACGCCAGCCGGACCCUUUGAUAGUAAUGACGCCCGAAGCUACUAGGCGUCCAGAAAGAGCCACGCCCGCUAUAACGACGAAACAACCCACGACAAAACAAGCCACUACCAAACAACCAACGCCCGCUGUAACGACAAAACAAGCCAUUACGAAACAACCCACGCCCGCUGUAAAGACGAAACAAGCCACUACGAAACAACCCACGCCCGCUGUAACGACGAAACAAGCCACUACGAAACAACCCACGCGCGCUGUAACGACAAAACAAGCCACUUCGAAACAACCCACGCCCUCUGUAACGACGAAACAAGCCACGACGAAACAAGCCACUACAAAACAAGCAACGCCCGCUGUAACGACGAAACAAGCCACUACGAAACAACCCACGCCCGCUAUAACGACGGAACAAGCGACGACGAGACAAACUACCAUGACAAGAGCUGAGCAAACAACCGAGGCGAUGCUGAUAAAAUUAACAUUUCCACAUCUCCCCGCUGCUAGCGGCGGUUUGCGCAGUAAUGCAUCUCUGUCCGGUCGCUCUGACAGUAGGGCAUACACAAAUGUAACCUGUGGCAUUGCACAAUUUGACUUGGUGAUCAUUUUGGACUCGUCCACGAGCGUCCAAAUCCAGAACUGGAACACAAUGUUGGCCGCGACCCAAACUUUGGUCAGCGGCCUUGACAUUGAUAACGGCAACGUUCGUGUUGGUGUCGUUGUAUUCAGUAACAAUGCAACUGUGGAAUUGUUUUUGAACUCUCAUCUAAGCAAACGCACACUGAUUGAAGCUAUCGGUCGGUUAAAAUACACUUACGGCCAAACAAACAUUGCCGACGCUUUGCACAUAACGCGAACUGAAAUGUUCACUAGAGCGAACGGUGACCGUGAAAAUAUACCCAACGUUGCUAUCCUGAUCACCGACGGUAAUUCGACGAUAAACAUUGAACGGACUAUUCCGGAAGCUCAAACAGCAAGGCAUAGAGGUAUUCUGCUCUACGCAAUCGGAAUUGGGCUGACCGACACCGAAGAAUUGAACGAGAUAACUGGUUCGGAACAGAAUCGCUAUUUCAUCGACAACUUUGAAGAACUCGAACAAAAACUUGAGACGAUAUUCAAAAGUCUUUGCCCCGAAACCACACUGAUACCAUCAACAAUUGAAACCACAGAAAGGCCCUGCAUCCAAACCCGUAUAGAUCUAGUGUUUAUUCUGGACUCAUCAACAAGCGUCACACUUAAUAAUUUUAAACUCAUGUUGAACGCUACCAAGGACUUUGUUGCGAAAUCUGACAUUGACUCGGGCAACACACGUGUAGCGAUCGUAACGUACAGCACUAAAGUGAGAGAAGAAUUUGAUCUAGGGGACUAUGCCUCCAAGGAACGACUCAUAGACGCUGUUGACAACAUAAAAUACGUGCACGGUGAUACUAAUACAGCUGGAGCUUUACAUGUUAUGAGAACACGAAUGUUCAGCGCCGAUCGAGGGGAUAGGGCGGAUGUUCCAAACGUCUGUAUUAUAAUUACUGAUGGAGUUUCGAAUAUCAAUUCUUCGGAAACGAUACUUGAAGCGAUCCGAGCAAUACAGGCAGGCAUAGAAAUCUUUGCCAUUGGCAUUGGUUUAGCGAAGACAACCGAACUAGAUGCCAUCGCUGGGAGGCCUAAUCACAGAUUUGACAUAGAAGAUUUUGAAAAAUUGGAGGUCGAUAUAAAUGCCAUUUACAAGGAAAUAUGCACUGUGGACUUCACCACGGCCGUUUCCACGCGAGAAAUUAUGUCGCGGACUACGACAUUAGCCCCGCUAAAAUCUAAGUGCGGCCUGGCGACGGUCGAUGUGGUCAUUAUCAUUGACGCCUCGACAAGUGUCACGGAGGCGAACUUCAAGAAGAUGCUCGACUUCGUCAAGGACAUCGUGCAGUCGGGCGACAUCGAUUCCGGUGACGUUCGCGUCGGCGUCGUCAUCUACAGCACAGAAGUGGAUGUCCAGUUCCAUCUCAACCAGUACACCACGGAGGCAGACGUGGUCGCCGCUAUCGAUAAGAUCCCGUACAUUUACGGCAGCACCAACACCGCGGAUGCUCUGAAGACGAUGCACGAGCAGAUGUUCGUGACGUCACGCGGAGAUCGGCCGGAAGUGGAUAACGUCGCUAUCGUGCUUACUGACGGCGUUUCCAAUAUUAACUCGAGGCGAACGAUCCCGGAAUCGGAAGCUGCGCGAAACAAGGGCAUUGAAGUAUACGUUAUCGGCAUUUCCCUCACUGACAUCCGCGAGGUCGAGGGGAUGGCUUCGAUUCCCAAGACCAAGUACCUGUACAAUGUACAGAAGUUCGAGCAGCUCAAGGGUCUAGAGGAGGACAUAUUUGGAGGUGAACCCGGCACCGAUUGUGGCAAAAAACCUGUUAUGACAACUCCAAAACCAGAACCGAAAUGCGGCCUGUCGAAGGUGGACGCUGUCAUCAUUCUGGACGCCUCGACCAGUGUCACGGAGCCCAACUACAAGAAAAUGCUGAAAUUCUGCAAGGACAUCGUGGAUAAAGCCGACAUCGACAGCGGGAGUGUAAGGAUUGGUGUGGUGAUCUACAGCACAGACGUUGAAAUCCAGUUCCAUCUGAACCAAUACCGAACCGCCGACGAGGUCAAGGCAGCGAUCGACAAAAUUCCAUACAUUUACGGGAGCACGAACUCCGCCGAUGCCCUUAAAACGAUGCACAACACGAUGUUUACGGCGGCAAACGGCGACAGACCCGACGUGGAUAACAUCGCGUUCAUGGUAACGGACGGUGUGUCUAAUAUCAAUAGCAGACGAACAAUACCGGAAGCUGAGGCUGCGAGGAAUAAGGGCAUCAGGGUGUAUGCAAUUGGUAUCGGUCUCUCAGACACGAGGGAGUUGGAUGGCAUGGGCUCGGAACCGAAGUCCGAGAACGUGUUCAAUGUGAAGCAGUUCGACGAACUCAAUGACGUCAUCGAGAAGAUCUUCGGCGGAGAUUCCUCAGCUUGCGCGCCCGACCUCCCACCGGUCGCAAACGCCGGAAGUGACAUAGAGCGGCGAUUCCCAGUGGCGCUUAUUACCCUUGACGGCCGCGCCUCAAGCGACGACAAAGCCGUCGUCAAGUACACGUGGACGCUUCAGGACGGCACGCGGCUUCGAACGUGGAGCACAUCGACUGUAAACCUCGAUAACCAGCCCGUUGGUGUCUAUACCUUUACAUUGACUGUCGAGGACGAGAAAGGGCAGAGUGACAACGACACGGUCAGGGUCACCGUCCUGGCGCAAGAUUUACCGCCUGUCGCCAACGCCGGCUCCGAUAAGACCAUUCAACUUCCAAUCGACGCUGUGCUUCUGGACGGCAGAAACUCAACCGACGACCAGAAAAUCAUCCAGUACCUUUGGCGGCAGACAGGUGGCACUGCGGAUGGUCUAUUUAUAGAAGGGGAGGGCACCCCUCGACUUAUGGUCGAAAAUCUUGUAGAGGGAGAGUACUCGUUUACGCUUACGGUUUUUGACGCGCUCGGGCAGUCUGACGACGACAGUGUUAAUAUUUAUGUGAAAGCGGCUGAUAGACCACCGGUAGCAAAUGCAGGUGACGAUCAACAGGUUCAGUUGCCGGACAAUAACGUCACAUUGGACGGCAGGCGUUCCACCGAUGACGUCGCAGUGGUCAGUUACGCUUGGCGCCUCGUAAACGGCCAAUCCGAUGGCCUGAGGCUGACCGGGAAGGACGCUUCCGUUCUUAAAGUCGGGAACCUGAAAAGUGGACGUUACACCUUCGAGCUGACAGUGUCCGACGGGUCGAGGCAAACUGAUACCGACAUCGUGGACGUAGUCGUUCAAGCGCAAGAUGUUCCACCAAACGCUAACGCCGGUGAUGACAUCACAAUUCAGCUGCCGAGAAAUUACGUUGAACUCAACGGCGGUAGGUCCAGCGACGACGUUAAGAUCGUCGAUUAUUCGUGGGCGUUAACGUCAGGGAAACGUGGCGCUAUGGUCAUGGAGGGGAAUAGAAAAGCCAACGUGAAUGUUCGCAACCUCGAAGAAGGCGCGUACACCUUCACCCUAACCGUCAGAGACGAGCUGGGGCAGACGGACGAUGAUUCAGUGAAUAUUGUCGUCAAAGCGCAAGACAUCCCACCGAAGGCGAACGCAGGUAGUGACGUCACCGUUCAGCUACCAGACGACACGGUAACGCUGGACGGAUCACGUUCCUCCGAUGACGUCGCGAUAGUCAAUUACUCGUGGACACUUCUGGAUGGAGAAGCGGACGGUCUCGGAUUUGAGGGCGAGUUCACCGAAAGACUGACCGUGAAAAACCUGCGACCAGGAAACUACACAUUUUCACUCUCGGUUUACGACGAACUGGGCCAAGUCGACGAUGAUACGGUUGUAGUGAAUGUAAAAGCCCGCGAUUUGCCACCUAUUUCGAACGCCGGAAAUGACGUCACCAUUCAGCUACCAGACGACACGGUCAAGCUUGAUGGCACUCGGUCAUCAGACGAUGUGAAGGUGGUGAGCUAUUUUUGGUCCCUGGAAGAUGGCAACUCUGACGGGCUCGAACUUGAUGGGCUAACAUCAAGUGUGCUCACCGUGAAACGUCUGCGGCAGGGAAAAUAUACGUUCACCUUGACCGUUCAUGAUGACGCAGGGCAGGUCGACAAGAAUGACGUCAUCGUUAACGUAAUAGCGCAAGAUUUUCCUCCCGUGGCGAAUGCGGGCGGCGACGUCAUGAUACAGUUGCCCGUAGAUACGGCUACUUUAAAUGGAUCCCUUUCAACGGACGACGUAAAACUCGUCCGUUACGUUUGGAUGCUAGAACAGGGCGCCGUCGACGGGCUUGUAUUGGCUGGAGACGACACGCCCGUUUUAGAUGUGAAAAAUUUGAAGGAAGGCAUAUAUACGUUUGCCUUGACCGUGUUUGAUCAACUAGGGCAAACAGAUUCUGACAGAGUUAUGGUGAUAGUGUCAGCGAGGGACAAUCCGCCAGUCGCCAAUGCCGGGAGUGACGUAACAAUUCAACUUCCGGUCAACUCGGUGACGCUGGACGGCAGCAGAUCAACGGACGAUAACGGCGUUGCCCGUUACCUGUGGAGUGGCGACCGCCGCGUCCGGCUCGCUGACGUCAACUCAGUGCGUCCGCUGGUGGAAGGGCUAGUAGAGGGGGUGUACCGAUUCAACCUCACGGUGUUCGACGCCUUGGGGCAGGCGGAUGAAGAUUAUGUAGACGUGACGGUUAGAGCUGCUGAUAAGCCGCCGAAUGCUGUCGCCGGCGAAGACAUCGUUAUCACGUUGCCACGAAACUCCGUAACGCUUGACGGAAGUCGAAGCUCCGAUGACGUAGGCAUAGUGCGCUAUCGGUGGCGUCUGAGCGACGGAGACGAGAGAGCCGUGACGAUGAGAGGAGACAGGACAUCGGUUCUGCAGCUCACCGACCUGCGACCGGGCGCUUACACGUUCUCAUUGACCGUCGUCGACGCAAAGGGACAAAAUGACGUCGACAACGUUACUGUCAUUGUACAGCCCGCACCGACAACUCCUCAACCAGCGUGCGGACUUGCCGCCACUGACCUGGUGUUCGUCGUAGACGCGUCCACAAGCGUGACGGAGGCAAACUUCCAGAAGCAGCUGUUGUUUAUGAAGUCCAUCGUCGAGUAUGCCGAUAUUGACUCUGGGAGCGUUAGGGUAGGAGCGCUGAUAUACAGCACGGAGGUGGAGGUCCAGUUCUUCUUGAACCAGUACACGACCAAGCAAGCCGUCCUGGAGGCUGUGAGCAAGAUCCCCUACAUCUACGGCAGCACCAACACCGCGGACGGACUGAAAGUCAUGAGGGACCAGUUGUUCAGCUUUAGAAACGGCGACAGAGAUGACGCCACGAACGUCGCCAUGGUGAUAACGGACGGUGUCUCCAAUAUCAACUCUCGAAGAACCAUUCCGGAAGCCCAACAGUCACGUGACGUCGGAAUUCACAUUUACGCCAUCGGUAUCGGCCUUACGGAUACCAGGGAACUGGAGGCCAUGGCGUCGGAGCCGUCAGCGUCCAACACGUUCGCCGUCAGCGACUUCACGGAACUGCAGGGCCUGGAGAAGCGCAUCUUCCAGUCCAUUUGUAAAGAAACACCCGCCCCUGCUACCACUACCAUUAUGACCACUACACCAGCUCCAGUAGUAGAAAAGCCGUGCGGACUCGCAAAGACGGAUCUGGUUUUCAUUCUCGACGCCAGCACGAGCGUCACGGACGCCAAUUUCCAGAAGAUGCGAGAUUUCCUUAAGGAAUUCCUCUCCAACGCCGACAUCGACUCUGGUUCCAUUAGAGUCGGCAUUAACCUCUACAGCACCGACGUUGAAGUCCAGUUCCAUUUAAACCGGUACACCACAUCUCGUGACGUCAUGGCGGCUGUUGACCGCAUACCGUACAUCUACGGAUCGACCAACACGGCCGACGCGCUGAAGUCGAUGUCCGAGGUUAUGUUCACGCCCGCAAAUGGUGACAGGCCGGACGCCCCGAACGUGUGCAUCCUGUUGACGGACGGCGUGUCGAAUAUUAACAGCCGUCGAACGAUACCGGAAGCGGAAGCAGCCCGAGCCAAGGGCAUCCACAUGUACGUGAUCGGUAUCGCCCUCCAAGACACUCGGGAGGUGGAUGCCAUAGCCACGCCGCCGGCAGCCGACAACAGCUUCCACGUGGAGACCUUCGACCAACUGAAGGGCCUACAUAAGACGAUAUUCAGCGCCUCAUGCCCAGAGGAUGCACCACCUGUUGCGAACGCCGGCGCCGAUCAAACAAUUCAACUUCCAGACAACAGCGUCAAUCUAGACGGUUCUAGAAGCACGGAUGACGUCCGUAUCAUAACGUACCGCUGGAGGUUGACGUCAGGGGAUGACCGCGGUGUGCGUUUGACAGGCGACAGAACGCCAAGGUUGAACGUUAUCGGUUUGAAACAGGGCGAAUACGUUUUCACGCUUACGGUUGAAGACGGAAAAGAACAGUUGUCAACCGACGACGUCAGGAUUAUUGUUCAACCAUCGGACGCGCCACCAGUUGCAAACGCCGGUACAGAUCAGACCAUUCGUCUUCCAAGUAACAACGUCAUUCUAGACGGUUCAAGAAGCACUGACGACGUCAGGAUCAUAACGUACCGCUGGCGGCUUACGUCAGGGGAUGACAGCGGUGUGCGUUUGACGGGCGACAGAACGCCAAGGUUGAACGUUAACGGUUUGAAAGAGGGCGAAUAUGUUUUCCAGCUAACGGUUGAAGACGGAAAGGAACAGUUGUCGAACGACGAGGUCAGGGUGUUUGUGCAAGCAGUUCCUGACGCACCUCCUGUUGCGAACGCGGGCCCAGAUCAGACACUUCAACUUCCGACCAACCGCGCCAUUCUCGAUGGCACAAGAAGCACUGAUGACGUCAGAAUUGUGACGUACAAUUGGAAGCUGAAGUCGGGUGACGAUAGUGGAGUGCGCAUGACAGGCGAUAGAACGCCGAGGCUUAGCGUUGAAGGUCUUAAGGAAGGAGAAUACGUGUUUACGCUCACUGUGUCCGACGGAAAAGAACAGCUGUCGACUGAUGAGGCUAGAAUCGUUGUUCAAGCGGAACCCAACGCGCCGCCGGUAGCGAACGCCGGCCCAGACCAGACCAUCCGUCUGCCAGUGGACAACGUCGUUCUCGAUGGAAGCAAAAGCACCGACGACAAACGUAUCGUGACGUACCGCUGGAAGUUAACCACCGGAGACAGCAGAGGCGUGCGUUUGACGGGCGACAGGACGCCGCGAUUGAGCGUUGCCGGCUUGAAAGAGGGAGAAUACGUCUUCCAACUGGAGGUGUCCGACCAAAAUGAGCUUCUCGAUUAUGACGAGGCUAGAGUUGUUGUUCAAAGAGCCCCGCGAGUUACCGGCUAUGAUGUAAUUUUUGUACUGGAUUCUUCGGUAACCCCCGAGCAUUUCCGAUGGAUGAUCAAUUAUACCCGGGAUGCCGUCCGUCAAAUGAACAUUGAUGACGAAGAGUUUAGGGUCGGGUACCUGAUCUACAGCAACACUGGCUAUAAACAGUUUGACCUUAAAGACCAUUUGACGAAGGCAGAUGUUCAGGCGGCCGUUAACAGGGUUGUGUACAGACCAGGCACUAAAAAUACCGCCGCGGCCUUAAAGCAUGUACGUACCAAGAUGUUCACUCCAGAGAACGGGGACCGGGGAUUUCGCCAAGAAUUACAUCAUCCAUUUGACCGGAAACGGCACGAGUGA
Dreissena polymorpha is the source of this 11330-nucleotide messenger RNA. RefSeq lists its product as uncharacterized. The coding region runs from base 318 to 11330 and encodes 3670 amino acids. NCBI's taxonomy places the organism in Eukaryota, Metazoa, Mollusca, Bivalvia, Myida, Dreissenidae. The transcript has 59 exons. The record is from RefSeq and is a predicted model, not a curated record. Gene Ontology annotation, molecular function: protein binding.